Ogataea philodendri is the source of this 891-nucleotide messenger RNA. RefSeq lists its product as uncharacterized. Gene Ontology annotation, biological process: endoplasmic reticulum to Golgi vesicle-mediated transport. Bases 1 to 891 code for a protein of 296 amino acids. The transcript has a single exon. Gene Ontology annotation, cellular component: COPII-coated ER to Golgi transport vesicle; endoplasmic reticulum-Golgi intermediate compartment; Golgi membrane. NCBI's taxonomy places the organism in Eukaryota, Fungi, Ascomycota, Pichiomycetes, Pichiales, Pichiaceae. The record is from RefSeq and is a predicted model, not a curated record.
AUGUACAACCCAUACGCUAAUUCCCAGGACCUGCCCAAGCAGAAUCCGUACGGCGCUGCAACAACGUCCCAGCAGUUUCAGUCUCAGCCGUAUCUGAACGCAAACCACCAUUCCGCACGCCCCCAAAACACAGCAAACAUCAACUCGUUCUUCCAAGAUCCGGCAGCACAAAUGGGUCUUCAGUUCAGUCAAUCGGCGUUUAAUGCUUCCCAUCAGUACAUGCAGGAAAACUUUGGCCAGCUGGUUUCGAAUCAGGACGUUAAAUACUAUUUUAAAGUGUCCAACUCAUAUGUGUUACAAAAACUGUUGUUGAUCCUAUUCCCGUACAGAAACAAGACAUGGACAAGGCAAACCAGAUCGAGCGACGUUUCCCAGAAUGUCGAGCUCUACGCAACCCCGAUAGAAGACGUCAACGCUCCAGACCUGUACAUUCCGUUGAUGUCUUUUGUUUCGUACGUGCUGUUGUGGGCGGUGUUCAGUGGGCUCAAUGGAACCUUCCACCCUCAAUUACUGGGAUACGCAACAACAAGAACUUUGGCGUUCUAUGUGGUUGACAUCGCGUUGAUCAAGAUCUCAUUCUACGUGCUGGGAGUGAACCAAAAAAACCGUAAGCUUUGGGACCUGGUCAGCUACAGCGGGUACAAAUUCAUCUCGAUCCUGUGUCUGAUGAUGAUAAAGAACUUCUUCAGUUCUUCGUUUGCUAUCUACACUGGAUUCCUUGCCACCAUCUGCUCUCUGGGCUUUUUCCUGAUGAGAUCUCUCAGAUACGUGGUGCUUCCAAGUGGAUUGGAAGCAAACAACCUCUCAUCUGGGGCUAAGCGGAUCCGUACCCAGUUCCUGUUUGUGUAUUCGUUCCUGGUUCAAGCUGUCAUGGUUUGGAUCAUGGCCUAG